Messenger RNA from Prosopis cineraria, 1968 nucleotides. RefSeq names its product acyltransferase GLAUCE-like. The record is from RefSeq and is a predicted model, not a curated record. Lineage: Eukaryota; Viridiplantae; Streptophyta; Magnoliopsida; Fabales; Fabaceae. Gene Ontology annotation, molecular function: acyltransferase activity, transferring groups other than amino-acyl groups.
CACCCUGCAUUUUCUGACACUUGUUUCUCUCUCACUACUCUACACUUACAUGCCUUCUAUGCCAACCCUAUUCCGUGUGCCAUUCACUGUCUUUUUUUGAUAUCAUCAUUCCAUCUUCUCUCACUUGAUUUCGUGUCGGAAUCUGAGCCAUUCUCAUCAGUUUUCCAAGUGUGUGUGCGUGUGUUUUUAGAUCAGCAAAGGCGAGAGCGCAACACGCACCUAUUCACAUUUUGAACAGUUUCUAUUCACGAAGAAGAUGGGAGCCAUUUACCAAGAAGUCCCUCCUUUGCCUCAAGAUCUAAAGGUGAGGAUCCACGAAUCGUCCUUGGUUUUUCCAUCGAAACAAACGCAGAGAAAGUCCUUGUUCUUGUCCAACAUAGAUAAAGUCCUCAAUUUCGACGUUGAGACUGUCCACUUCUUUGCAUCCCACAAGGAUUUCCCUCCGGAAGCUGCAGCCGACAAGUUGAAGAGGGCUCUGGCCGAUGCUUUGGUGGCUUAUGACUUCUUCGCCGGAAGACUGAAGCUCAGUUCUGAAACGGGUCGGUUGGAGAUAGACUGCAACGGUGCCGGAGCUGGGUUUGUGGUGGCGUCAAGUGACUUGGAGCUUGAUGAGAUAGGAGACUUGGUUUAUCCUAAUCCAGCUUUUGCUCAGCUAGUUCAUAAGACCAAGGAUUUUCUCAAACCAGGUGAUCAGCCACUGUGUGUUCUCCAGGUGACGUCCUUCAACUGUGGGGGUUUUGCAAUUGGGAUCUCAACGAGCCACACCGCGCUCGACGGCAUUUCCUUCAAGACCUUCCUGGACAACCUCGCUGCUUUGGCUGCUAACAGGCCCUUGGCUGUGACCCCUUGUCACGACAGGCAUCUCCUGGCCGCUCGAUCGCCUCCACGUGUCGCCUUCCCUCACCCCGAGCUGCUCAGCCUUGGUAAUGUCCCCGCCACGGGCCCCGAGUCUGGAGUCUUCGAAGCCUCCUCCGAGGAUCUCGAUUUCAAGAUCUUCCGCUUAACCGCUGACAACAUCAACCACCUUAAGGCUGAGGCCAAGUCCAAGGCCACCGGAGCCGCCCGCAUCACCGGCUUCAACGUCGUCACCGCUCUCGUGUGGAGGUGCAAGGCGUUAUCCGCGGGAGAUGAUCCGAAUCGGUCCUCGACUAUGCUAUAUGCGGUGGAUAUUAGGUCGCGAUUGAACCCUCCACUGCCUAAGGCCUACGCUGGAAACGCGGUGUUGACCGCAUAUGCGACGGCCAAGCGUGAGGAAUUGGAGCGAGGGCCAUUUGGCCGGUUGGUGGAGAUGGUGAGUGAAGGGGCGAUGAGAAUGACAGAUGAGUACGCAAGAUCGGUGAUAGACUGGGGAGAAUUGUACCAUGGGUUUCCGAAUGGGGAGGUGCUGGUGUCGUCGUGGUGGAGAUUAGGGUUUGCAGAGGUGGAGUAUCCAUGGGGAAAGCCCAAGUAUAGCUGCCCGGUGGUGUAUCACAGGAAGGAUAUUAUACUCUUUUUCCCCCCAGAUGAUGAGGGUGAAAGUACUGGUUCUGGGGUUAACGUUUUGGUGGCUCUUCCUCCUACUGAAAUGCAAAAGUUCCUCAAAUUCUUCCUUGAGUUCUUGAAUUGAUCAGAUUAUCAGCUGAACAACUCCUGAUUAAUUCUUCCAUAUAUUUACGUGUAUGCAAGUUUUAUAAAUAUCAAAAUAUGUCAUUACUGGUACUGGGACGAUGAUAAUCCUUGGUUUUAAUUGUGGAAUUAGCCAUAAGAAUGCUAAGAAGAAACAUAUAGUACUUGGUAUUUGCAGAUUUUCAGCCGCUACAAAGGCGGAGCUUCUUAUCGCGCCAAGUCAAAGGCACUGUGCAUGACUUGCGUGCUGGUGAUGGGAAGGUUUUUAAUUUCUUCAUACUGGUUUGUACGAUUAAUUGGAUAAGUUCUUCUGAAAUACGCUUUCAAUAAUAAAUAUCUGCAAGGUAUGCCAAUCUUUGUUUA